ACUUAUCCGUUGGUACGUUGGGAUGGGCGGGGCUUGUCGGAGAGGAAUGUAAACAGCUAGCAUGCCUGUUCAACAGCUAUCACCAACGCAGAUCAUUGAGACGCGGUCGAUGCUUAAAAGGUCUGACUGGACGUCUGCUGAAUGAAGAUUCAGAAAACCCUCUGUUCCUUUGUAAUCCUGUGUCGUAAACUGAGAGGACAUACUUUAUUUGGCCUUUCUGUUCUCAAGUUUACAUUCUUCAUCUCAAGAUGAGUGCCUGAGCUGCGUCUCAAACUGAAUGGAUGAAUAUUUUAAAGAUAAAAAUGCUGUUGUUUUCUGAAGCCUUCAGCAGAGUUUGGGCACAUUGACAGAGUUCUUGUGGGUUUCUGAAGCUCAGGCUGUCCUCACAACCAACAGAACCUCAUCUAAAACUUAAAUCGGGUACCUAACGCCUAACGAUGUUUUGAUCUCACGAAGGGCUAUGUAAAUUUAUUUAUUCUUUAAAACCUGUCCUUAGCAUAAGGGAAGUGAUAGCCUAGGUCUUUGUGCAGCUGGUGCAUCUUGUUUCGUCAGCAUCCGUCAGUUUUGCUGAUCAUGGCAGAAUCCAGCUCGCAGCCAGCCGCUCCAACAAACCUGCUGAUUGGACGCAGCAAAGAGGAGCCGAGCCUCUCCAAAGUAACUAAUGUCACUAUGACUACUGGUGGGUCAGACCAAGGGGCUAAAGUCCCAAACAGCAGCAGUAAAGCCGACAGACCUCUUCCCACCAGAGCACCAGAGGAGGAUGAAGAGGCCACGCCCACGCCACCCGAGUCAUCGCCAAGUCUGUCUGAAAACGAGACGCUGACCAUCGCUACAACAGAGGAUGAAACUCUGUCAGUUCAGCUCAGACACAUUAAGGCUGAAAGUGGACCAGGCAGAGAAGGAGAGUCAGCUCCGGACCUGGACCUGGAGGAGAGCUCCUCGGGGAUGACAGCAGCAGACUCGGAUGAUCAGCGGGAAUCCACCGACUCUGCGUCCUUCUCCAUUCCCAGUCUGGAGCUUUCAGAUGGAGUCACGACCACAGGAAACUCUCUGGACAUCGAGGACGGCUUGUCAUCAACCUACUCUGCUCCAGGUGUUGAGGGCAGCUCUCCGUCGGUCGAGGCUCCCGGUCUGAAAGCAGAUGGGGCCCUGGAAGCAGCAGGAGGAGCUGUUGCUGCGGCUGCUGCUGCUGCAGCCCCUGGGGCCACGGAGUCCGGACCCUCCAUGCCAGCAUAUUACCUGGUGAAAUGGAUCACAUGGAAGGAGAAGAAGACCCCCAUCAUCACUCAGAGCGAGAACGGACCCUGCCCCCUGCUGGCCAUUAUGAACACACUCUUCCUGCGCUGGAAGGCAAAGCUUCCUGCUCAGACUGAAGUGGUCACCACUGAGGAGCUGAUGGCUCACCUGGGGGAAUGUGUUUUAUCAGUCACUCCCAGAGAGAAGGCGAAUGGCAUGGAGCUCAACUUCCAACAGAACAUGAGCGAUGCCAUGGCGGUGCUUCCAAAGCUGUCCACGGGCCUUGAUGUUAAUGUUCGCUUCACAGGAGUCACAGACUUCGAAUACACACCGGAGUGCAUCGUGUUUGACCUGCUGAACAUCCCACUGUACCAUGGCUGGCUGGUAGACCCACAGAGUCCAGAGAUGGUGGCUGCUGUGGGGAAACUGAGUUACAACCAGCUGGUGGAGAAAAUCAUUGACUGCAAGCACUCUGCAGACAGCAGCAGAGUCAGUGAAGGUCUAGUGGCGGAGCAGUUUCUGGAGUCUACAGCCACUCAGCUUUCAUAUCACGGUCUGUGUGAGCUCAACACGACGGCCAAAGAAGGGGAGAUCUCCGUGUUCUUCAGGAACAACCACUUCAGUACGAUGAUCAAACACAAGGAUCACCUGUACCUUCUUGUGACAGAUCAGGGCUUCCUGCAGGAAGAGAGCAUGGUCUGGGAGUCUCUUCAUAACGUUGAAGGAGACGGAAACUUCUGCAACUCCGACUUCAGAUUGUGCCUUCCUCCUGAGAGAUCUCCGGCCAUCACCCACCUGCCGGCUAGCAGCCAGGAGCAGCAGAGGCAGAUCGACCAGGACUACCUUGUAGCAGUUUCUUUGCAGCAGCAGCAGGAAGGUGCUCCUGGACCUCUUAGUGACUUGGAAUUGGCCCGGCAGCUCCAGCAGGAGGAGUACCAGCAGCAGCAGCAAUUCCAGCAGCCUCAGCAGCAGCAGCAGCCGGGAUCAACGCAGACACCACGGCAGGUCAGAGGUCAGGGAUCGCAGCAAGCCAGAAGAAAAGAGAAGGACUCGGACUGCGUCGUCCUAUAAACGCUUCCUGUUUAACGCCUGGGUCCUCUCGGGAGUCUGGCGUGUCCGUUAGCUCGAUGCCAAACCCGGCUGCUUUCGUCCAGCAGGUCUGUGUCCCCCAGUCUGGAAAAACGUAAACACUGGAGUCUGUUGGAGCCCGCGGGUCCAGCUGGAGAACCGGCCUCUCUCCAUGAAGGGCUUAUCGCAGUAACCGAGGUCUUUACGUAUAAACUCUCUAACUGCUGCUCUUAUGGUCAGUUUUUAAUGAUUAAUGAAAAAAGGAAACUUACUGAUGCCAAUAUAUAAAACCUUUAGUCAGAUAUUUAUUUCAGAUUGUAUUAAAUUGAGCUCCUCAAAAUAAGUGAAGCAAUAUUUUUUUCAGCAAAGGAAGACACUUACAGAAGGCACUGUGGAUUUUAUUUUUAUUUAAACACAUUUUCUGACGUUUUCGAGGCCGGUGAUUCAUUUGUUUGUCAAAAACGUCUCCUGCUCAUUAACACAUCUUAGGAUCAUUAGCAAAGCUUUCAUGAUAUAAUGCGAUGUGGCUCAGUGCCUUGCAAAAGUAUUCAGUACUCCUUGAACUUUUUCACAUUUUGUCAUUUUAGAACCAGACAUUUUAUUGGGAUUUUAUGUGUUGGACCGAAAAAGUAAAAACAAUAAUCUGAAACGUGCAUAAAUGUUCAUGUCGUAGAACUUCCUUUUGUUGCAAUUGCAGCAGUUUUCUUUUGCCCACUCCUUUUUGCAAAAUAGCUCACUCAGAUUGGAUGAGUUUUUAAGUAUUGACCCACAGAUUCUCAUAGAUGCACUUUGACUAGGCCAUUCUAACACACUAAUUGAUCUGUACUCCUCCUGUGGGUGUAUAUGUAGGGUUGUGGUCAGGUGAAUCCCUUGUGGCAGGGAUUUUACCGCAGAAGAAAGCAUGAUGCUGCCACCACUAUGUUUCUGUGUGGAAAUGGUGCGACUAAUAACUGCCCGGCUUAACAGUUUUCUAGCACCUGAGUUCUGGACCCCUGCAGCUCAUCCAGAGUUACCAUAAGCCAUUGGCUUAAUGCUGACCUCCCCUGGACUGCCAAUUCAGUUGGACGGUCAUUUCGGUGUAGGUUUGCAGUGGAGCCAUUCUCUUUGUCCUUUUGGAUGAUUUAUUUACUCAUUAGGAGCCUUCUAAAUGGCUGCACUGGAUUUUAUUUUGGGGUAUCAGAGUACAAGAGGGGCGGAAUACAAAUGCACACAAAAUAUUUCAGAUUCUUCUUUGCGAAAACGUUUUAAAGCCAUGUAUGAUUGUCCUUAUGCUUCACCGUUAUGCACCACUCUGUGUUGGUCUGUCACAUAAACUCUCCAUUAAAACACAUUAAAGCUUGUGGUUGUAACGUGAUAAAAUGUAAAAACAUUCAAGGUUAUAAAUAUUUUUUGCAAGACGCUAGAUUUUAAUAGCUUCCUCCACGGAAAUAAUUAAUUUACUUCACGAUGAAAUUUCUGUUUUAUAAAUGUUAAUAUAUACUUACCAAAGAAAUUGUGAAUGUUAGACCUCCUUAUUAUCUUUUAUCUUAAGAAUGUAAAAUACCUCUGGUGUUCCAGUUCGCUCACCUUCAGGCCAAUUCGUUUGGGAGUCGCUACGGCGUGUAAAAUUUUCCCUGCAGAUCUACGCAGCAGCGCCCCCUUCUGAGUUAUCUGUAUCAUUGAUUCCAAACGGCGCUCAGACUCUGAGGUGUGGUCAGAGCUGGAACAUCAGACUCUUCUGAGUCUCUUUCAUAGAUGCCAGGACUGGAUGAUUUGUUUGAUGCUGGCAGAAGGAAACUUGCAGUUUGCAGCAGCUCUGACUUUAAGAGAUCAAGGUGAAAUAUUUGACACAUUGCAUCACUUCUAAGCUUACUACUCAGUUACGUCAGCUUUCCUUGCACAAAAUGUAUAAAAAUGGGUCACUGGACUAUUUUCAGAUGUUUGCUCUAGACCCUAUAGCUAGUCUAACUUAAUACAACUUGACCCAAAACCUUAUAUGUCACCAAACAGGUGUUGUAAGGAAAUACCUCAGUCUGUACAGCUGUGCUUAAUUUUCCUGUUCGGUUCAUAAAACAUCAGAACCUGUGUUGAGCUGAAGGGGAAGGUCUUCAUUUCUCUCAUUGUAUUCCAUAUAAACUACAGAAACUCUCAAAUACUGACUUAAUUGUCAUAGAUAACCAAGAAAAGCUGUAAAAUCCACAAACCUAACGUUUUUCUGUUUGUUCUUUUGCCAAAAUCCAGUUUCCUACAGUUCUGAAUUCAGUUGGAAGAUGUGGUGUUUUUUAACAGGAAUGAAUAGAUGUCUUAUAACAGCAUGGACAGAAGAUGAUUUUAUUUAAACUGGCAAAUUUAGCAUGAAGAUACAUUUUUGUCAGGUUUAUUAAUUGUCUCCUAACUUGUUAUGAAGCAUUUUAUGCAAGUUAAACCCGGUCCAAACAAACCUUCAGAUGUGUUGGAUGUCAGAUAAGCUCUGAUUUCGUUCUCUGCAGUUACAAAACCUCUUCUGGGGAAAAACAAUCCGUUAAUCUCUUUUUAACGCAGAAAAACUUUUUACGAGAAUGAGGUUCAACCAAAGCUGCUCAGACAGGAUCACCUCUAAACUCUGGUUUCCUCAGCAGAUACAGCCUUGGUUUAACCAGUCGGUUUCUCACCCACAGGCUCAUCUCCAUUUGUUUCAAAAAGUUAAAAUGAAAACCCAGGAUUCGAUUUUUAACAGAAUUGCUUAUGGAUGUGGAUGUUUAUUUAUGCGUCAACACAGUGUUGCAUUUUCUUUUUUCUUCACGUUCCUCUGAAGAAAGGACUGUACAAGUGUUUUUCCUUUUUCCACUUAGCCUAGGUAAGAUGUUCUGAUUCUGUGUCCAGUUCUGGAGUGGCUUAACACAAGGAAAGUGAGAGCUGUAGCCCAUGUCCUGGAAACAUCUGUGUGGUGCCUCUAGCUGUACUUCCUGCCACAUGAAUUUCCCACACAAAUCUCAGUUAUUUGUUGACGUUUUUUUCCUUCCACUCAACUUUCCAUUAUUAUGCUUUGUUACAAUGAUGGUCCAAACAUACUAGUUUGAUAUUAAAAUUCUUUUUUUAUUGAUCUUGAGUAAUGAUCUUAUCUUCUGAGUAACUGAAUUUUGGGUUUCCGUCAGCUAAAUGCUUAAAAUAUCUGUAAAUAAUAUAUCUAUGUAUAGGUUUUGCUUUUUGAAUUGAAUUACUGACAUUUUUAGACCACUUUUGGAUUCAUUGGUGUCAGUAAACACAAUUAGAACUGCUUGACAGGGAUUGAAAAUCUUCAGCACAAGUUCCAUUUAAAGAGAACAAAUUGCUAAGCAGCAAAGAGCAUUAACCUGUCACUGUAGAUCAUAUUUUAAAAUGAAUUUUAUUAGUAGAUUACACUUCAAAUUCGAGCCUUUCUGUGUUUGGCGUCUGCAGCUGAAAAUGUUGACAUGAAAUAUGAUGAAAUGAGAUGAUUCUGUGGGUUCUGUUGACCCUGAGUCAGAGUUUAAAUCUACUGUGGAAACAAGGUUAAAAAAGAAUAUUGAUUAAACUUCGGCUGUAUUCGCUAAAUCUUAAUUUAUUUUCUUCUACCUUUUUAAAAUUCUGUAAUUCAAAGCCUCGGGUCCAUUCCCUUUUGGGGUUUUUUAAGGCUUCACAGCUGGAAGCCAUUAAACAAACCAUUGGUGUUUUUUAACGGAAACAGUUUUCAUAGUUUCAGUCUGAGUGAAAUAUUUAAGAGCACCAAGAUCUGAGUGAUAUUUCCAAGCUGGGAUAUAAAACAGGUAGGAAAGUUCAGAUGAAACGUUCUUAGCUCCUGUCUUUCUGUACUUUAUUACCAUUUCUUACAGAAACACCAAACAAGCACAAAAUAUCUUCUACUUCCCACUAACAUGAUUUAAUGGAAGAUUUAGGGAAAGAAAGAUGAGGAAGGUGGGUUUCCUCGUUUUCCCGACGUUCUGAACAUUUCCAGACUGAGACCCGGAUGGCCAAAAUCAAAGUGCCACGGAUGUUGUGUCUGUGAGGUAUUGGUGACUUCUGUGCUUUCUGGUUCUAUUUAUGUUCUUUCACUAUUUUCUGUUAACUGUUUGACCGCUGCCACUCUGUUAAUGAUCUAUUGAAUUUGUCAAACUGUCAAUAAAAUCAGAAUCUAUGUUAA
Molecule: messenger RNA, 6421 nt
Organism: Girardinichthys multiradiatus
Lineage: Eukaryota; Metazoa; Chordata; Actinopteri; Cyprinodontiformes; Goodeidae
Gene: mindy1
Product: MINDY lysine 48 deubiquitinase 1
Exons: 12
Coding region: 574-2307 (577 amino acids)
Biological process (GO): protein K48-linked deubiquitination
Cellular component (GO): cytosol; cell periphery
Molecular function (GO): cysteine-type deubiquitinase activity; cysteine-type carboxypeptidase activity; K48-linked deubiquitinase activity
Source: RefSeq, a predicted model, not a curated record